UGUGUGCGAUUUUUUACUUUGCCUUUUUGCAAAAGUCCGAAGCUAAAGGUUCUCCUUACAUCAGUUAUAACGAAACGUGCAAUAUAACUAGACCAGGAUUUUACAACAUUAAGAAUAUCCCAUUCCACGGGCAAGUCCGUAAAUUUAGGGAUCUACCAAUUGUUAAACGUGAAGAUGGCAGCAUAUACAUUUCCUAUGGAUCUGAUUUUAAAAUAAAAAGUAUGGAGGAAAGGAAUGUGGCUGAUAUUUUUUGCCUCAAAAAAUUUAGCUCUCUCAACAAAGCCAAUUAUGUUUUAAAUUAUACCAUAACCAUGAAUAAUCCAGAGAUCCGGAUAAGUAUGGUGGCUAAAGAAUACAAUCCUCAAGAAUCUAGCAAUAUCUUGAUGAUGAAUAUGAUACAUGGUGGAAUCCGGAUAAAAUCAUUUUAUGGUGUCAAAGAAAUGAAUAUAACUCAAUAUUUGGAUCGUUUGGUGGUCGACACAUUAAAACAUGAUAACUCAACCACCCAUCAAGUAUACAUAAACACCUUCGUAACAACAUUAGAUCUUGAACUAACAAUAAAAGUCCUAGAUAUGGCUGGAUUUAGAAAAAACAAAAUUUUGAUCAGCAAGAAAAUCAAUUCUUGCCAAUAGAUUUGUUAUACAUAUAUAUUCAACUCUAUUAUCACAAUUCUAUUAUUUUC
This is a messenger RNA of Gordionus sp. m RMFG-2023, 682 nucleotides long. RefSeq lists its product as uncharacterized. The record is from RefSeq and is a predicted model, not a curated record. NCBI's taxonomy places the organism in Eukaryota, Metazoa, Nematomorpha, Gordioida, Chordodea, Parachordodidae. Bases 222 to 632 code for a protein of 136 amino acids. The transcript has 5 exons.